Molecule: messenger RNA, 1639 nt
Organism: Megachile rotundata (alfalfa leafcutting bee)
Lineage: Eukaryota; Metazoa; Arthropoda; Insecta; Hymenoptera; Megachilidae
Cellular component (GO): mitochondrion
Source: RefSeq, a predicted model, not a curated record
UUCUACUUCUUUUCCUACAAUUUUCAAUGUUAAUAGUCUUUUCCAUUUUCAUCAUUUGAUUUCGGUAAGUUGUAUACAAACUAAUAUAUAAACGGUAAUACGACGAGAUGGCGCUAUUUUUGGUGAUAUUUAGACCUACGGUGUAUGUUGUGGAGUGUAAAACUAACUAAAGUUAUUCUCAUAAAGAUAUGAUACACUAAUAACUAAUAAAAUCAACAAUGUUGAAACUAUUCAACUCUAGUAAAAAUGUGUACCGUACGGUUUGCAAAACGGUGGCAGAAAAGCGAUCUUUUCUGUCCGAAGCAUACCGGUGUGAAGAAGCAUGGAAAGCACGUCUACAGUCUCCAUUGUUACAAAAAGUUAACCCAGAAAAUUUGUUUUUGCGUUUGGAACAACAGUACACCUCAAAAGGAAAAAUUAGCGCAGUUGACAUUGAUAUAUUUGCGAAUUCUGUAGUAGAGAAAUAUCAGAGCGAGGAACUGCUGUAUCUACUUCACAAGUUAAGGUUAACUGUUGAAACAACAAACACUUUAGAUUCAACACACCAUGCAGUUAUAAGAUACUUGUUAGGUCAUGAUUGUACAGAUGAGCUUAUAACUGUUUUACAUGACAGACUUAAUUAUGGUAUUUUUCCUGAUCAUGUAUUAUAUAAUAUACUCAUGGACACAUAUAUAAAGAAACAAGAUUAUGCCAGUGCAGCUAAGAUUGCUGUUUUACCGAUGCUUCAAGAAGACACUGAGAAUCCAAUAACCAAUGCAUUUUCUGUAUAUAGUUGUCACAAAUAUCUAGAGAAUCCUGAUAUUUGGAAAAAACCGGAACCACCAAAGGAUGAUUCUACGGAAGAGGUGAAAGUUCGAGUAGGUUAUCUCAGAAAUCCUUACUUUGAUGAUCACUUUGAUCUUACAGAUCCACGUGAUUUAGUAGGAAAAACAUUAGCUUUUCAAGGAAAAGCCAUGGAUAAUGCAUUAGGAAGAACUUGUCGUUUAAGAGGUUUAAUAUUAUAUAAAAAAUAUCAGGAUGCAUUGAAAUUUAUAAAACAAUUACAAACUGAAAUUGAGGAUGAUGUUGUUUAUAAUGAAGUUUUUAAUCUAAUUGAAAAAGAUAAUGCACAUAUACCCAAAGAAGAAAUACCAAAUGAGUUAGAGACUUUAAUGUCUGAACUUAAUACAUUAAAAGAAAAAAAAUUAUGUGAAAAUAAUUUAACUGAAACAUUGGAAAAUAACAUUAAAUCUGCAGUUAACACACAAGCUGAAAUUGAUAUGAAUGAACAGUUAAAGAAAUAUCCUGAAUGGGAAAAACAGAGGGAAACAGUAUUAAACAAACAGCAGGAAGAAAUAAAUCGACUGGCUAGGAUACAACAUAUUGAUGAAUUAAAGAAAGAUUUACAAGAACGAGAAACUUUCCUAACUUUCUUUGAAAGACAAAAUGAAAUAGAUCUAAAAAUAGAAGAACUUACUCUUAAAGAUAGGGAAGAAAAGCUGCGUGUUCGUAGAAUACCUCAUUCUGCAAGGAAACUAAGAAAUUUAAAACAAACAGCAGAAUAUGUACCACCUACCGUUUAAGUCAGAAAAAUCAAUAUAUAAUAUAAUUGUAAAUAACAGAUAAAAAUUUGUAAUUUAGAAAUAUAUAAUAAAUCAUA